AUGAACAGUCUCAACCGUACAAUCACCGGUCAUCAUGGUUCGAUAUUACAGCUUCACCUCUUCCUCCUACUCUUAUCUGGCCACGCUUCGGCUCAAGCUACUCAGGUCGAUUCAGAUAUGUAUGGACAAACCUAUCGGUUGGAUCCAAUCAUGAAAAUACUAAUGCUCGUCAUGGCUAGUGUUUUCUUCGUUCUCGGGUUUUCAUCCAUAUAUAUCCGUAGGUGGCUAGCGAGAGUCACUGGGAUUAACAACACACGUUCCGUGGACGCUGAUGGUAACUGGCUUUCCCUGAGCCGCCCGCAGGCGAGUGGACUCGAGGCAUCGGUCAUUGAGACUUUUCCCACGUUCCAAUACUCAACGGUGAAGACGCUAAGGAUUGGCAAAGAGGCCCUUGAGUGUCCUAUUUGCUUAAACGAGUUCGAAGACGCUGAAAUCUUGCGUUUGGUUCCUAAAUGUUGCCACGUGUUCCAUCCUGAUUGUAUAGAUGUUUGGUUCCAGUCUCACACCACAUGUCCUCUAUGCCGGGCCAAUCUUGUUCCUGUACCGGGAGAAUCAGUUGUUUCUAUCCAAAUACCCGGUUUAGCCGAUGAUGCUCCCCGUUCUGAAGUAACCGGUGAUCGGAAUACGGUUUUGGGUUCUCCGGAUGCGAGAUUGAUUGACUCGGUGGCGUUGACUUGUAAGCAGAGUAUGCCACGUAGGUCUAUGUCUGCCGGAAGGAACUUAGCCGAAAUGAUCUCCACCGGUCAACAUGAGGGGAAUCUCGACCGGUUCACGCUUAGGUUACCGCUAGACAUUCACAAUAAGCUCAUGGACCCAAGCCUUUUAAAAGGCCACGUGGCGUUUCCUUGUAUGAUGAGUCCAGCGAGAGGGCACAGAACCGGGAGCCUAGAGACUGAUGCAAACUAUUUCUACUAUGAACGGUUUGAGCAAGAUGGUCGGUUAGACCGUAGACCAUUCUCCAUAACUCCUCCGUACCGGACAUGUUCGAUGAAAUCACCGUCGUUUCUUGAAAAGAACAUUGGUGAACGUUCGUCCGAUCACCUUCGCUCCGGCCAUGAUAGCUCUUCUAUAGACCAAGUUGUAUAA
Molecule: messenger RNA, 1086 nt
Organism: Eruca vesicaria subsp. sativa (arugula)
Lineage: Eukaryota; Viridiplantae; Streptophyta; Magnoliopsida; Brassicales; Brassicaceae
Source: the annotation of a GenBank genome assembly